This is a messenger RNA of Magallana angulata, 2206 nucleotides long. RefSeq names its product homeobox protein Nkx-3.2-like. Gene Ontology annotation, molecular function: RNA polymerase II cis-regulatory region sequence-specific DNA binding; DNA-binding transcription factor activity, RNA polymerase II-specific. The transcript is spliced from 2 exons. Bases 981 to 1676 code for a protein of 231 amino acids. Gene Ontology annotation, cellular component: nucleus. NCBI's taxonomy places the organism in Eukaryota, Metazoa, Mollusca, Bivalvia, Ostreida, Ostreidae. Gene Ontology annotation, biological process: cell differentiation; regulation of transcription by RNA polymerase II. The record is from RefSeq and is a predicted model, not a curated record.
AGUGCCUAUUACACAAGCAGUAGGGCCCGUUAUCUGAUCCCAGAUACUCCUCUCUGAUCCUUCGUGCCGUAGAGUUCGGGAUUCGUCGCUAAAAGGUUGGCACCGCCGAUUGACCCCCCACUUCAGGAGAUGAUAAUCUUUUGACAUUGAGACACGGCACUCGCCAUUUGGAAUUGACUCGUUUAGACUUUUAUCAAAGUGACACAUGUACAUACAACAAACCCUUAGUAUCUUCACCCCUCCGAUAUUUGAUAACCAUCAAGAGUUUACUUCGAGUCUUGCUUUUUUAAAACCGGAAAACGGACGGCUGUGCUAAUUUGAAAACAACACUUAGACGAGAGGGAUUGACUGUUUGUCGAGAUCCAUUCAUUAUUGCAAGUUAGAAAUAUAUACAAGGAAAUUCUGUAAAUUGUUUCCAAGAUAAACUGUUUAUAUCACACGCUGUGUCUGUUGUGGUACAAACUCUUUACACUGUAAACAAAUUAACCCCGAAAGGAUUAGGACUUUAAUCAACACUUACUAAUCCAUUACCGUUUCUACUUGUAAAUUAUACGCUCACUUUAUUAAAUACCAGCCUGUCUGCAGAUUAACUUUCAUCCCGCGGUCUUCAAAUGGUUUAUAUUUAUUUGAGUUUUUGACCAGAAGGGAAAUGCAGAGCAGUUUCGAUCCCGCUAAGUCUGGAAAGAGAAAAAAAAAUGUUCCGUAUCAUGACGUUUUUGAAACUUUUUCACUCUUCUGGAUUUUUGAUUAUUUUCCAUCUUAUCUCUCGCAUUGUAUAAAAGCCUUUUAGUGAAGCAUGGAACCAAUCCGGUCCGAGAUAAACUAGAGGGGGCGUGGUGAACGUCACAUGCAGAAAAUAAAUAUCCAAUACACAAUGUGCUCUUAAAAUAUUGUGGGACAUUAUGUUAUGAUUUCAGCAGACUUUUUGUGAAACUACCACCAAGGUCAGACAAUUUUCGGGAAAAUAUAAAAUUCCAAAGAUGCAAGGACACCAUAACACACCUUUUACGAUUGAGAAUAUUCUAAACGGACGAGUGUUUAAAAAGAGCGAAAACGGGAAAAUUAAAAGUGAGGAAACUUAUCCGGAUGACGAGGUGAGACCAGGGACUGGACCGGGGGGUCCUGAGACUGAUGAGGUGGACGUGGAGGGGUCAGACUCUGAAUCGGAAGUGUCCUGUACCCCGGGGUCACUCACAUUGUCAGACAUAGAUACUGACCGGGUACCCAGAGAAACAGAAUCUGGUCAUGAUGAACAACUGAUGAAUUGUGAUAAAAAAGAACAAGACAGUUCACUCGUGAAACAAGUUAUACCAUGCAAGCCCCGGAAGAAACGGUCCAGAGCAGCUUUCUCACAUGCGCAAGUUUUCGAGUUGGAGCGCCGCUUCCGGCACCAGCGCUAUUUGUCCGGACCAGAAAGGGCCGAUCUGGCCAAUGCCCUGAAACUGACAGAAACACAGAUAAAAAUCUGGUUCCAAAACAGACGUUACAAAACAAAGCGGAGACAAAUUCAAGAACAGUCGUGUUUAAACGCUGCCAAAAAGGCGGAUGUGACUUUACUAAUAAAGGACGGGAAACGGGUCCAUGCUUCUCCGGAUGCUCAGCAGAGAUCUUUGAUGUUUCCGUCACUUCCGCUGGGAGGUCCGCUAGAUUAUCGUUAUUUUUACUUUGUGCAAUAAUUUUACUCAAGUUAACUUUUCGUUGGAUGCUUAUUCUGUGAAUGUAGACUAUAUUCACGUACGGAUGUCCGAACUGUGAGAAGUGACAUUUGCAUUCUUGGCAAUUAGCUUUCAAAAAAAUUCAAUGUGUAUUGGAAUUUUUGUUCAACGUUGGUAGCUUCUCAUUUCUCACAAUAAAGUACUGUCUGGGUCUUUGAAUGCGGUUCCGGAAAUGAAACACGUAUUUCAUUGAGGCUCAGAAAAGACUUCUUAAUUCCGUAAUAAGUUAAGUGAAGUCUCGGAAAUUAAAUUAGAGCCACACGAAAUGUCCGUACAUUGUUAUACUUUGUUACCUUUAUGAUUCUCGAUAAAAAUGAAAACCCUGAAUUAAUUUACGAGAACAUUUGGAGAAUGCAUAAGAAAAAAAUACACAGGAUUUGCAAACCUGUUAAGAAAUCAGAAGAAGAAAAAAGCCGAUAUGGAUUUAAUCAAGAGUCCAUGGCGAUUUUAUUCAUUCUAUACUUGCCAUGCCUAUAUAUAUAUAUAUAUAU